AUGUCAGAAAAAGGAAAGAAAGAUAAAAAGAAGUCAUCUAGUAAGGACAAGGAUAAGAAAGACGAUAAGAAAGGCACUCCCAAGAAAAGCAGUGCUAUUAGUGAUAAAAAGUCAACUAAAAGCAAGAAAGGCGAAUCGCCAUCAGCUUCCAGAGCUGAUCUAAAGUCUGAACUUGAAAGCCAGCCGGAUAUUACCAGUAAGAUAGGUACUCAAGAUGGCGCUCAAAUGCAAGGCCAAAAUCAAGGUUUUCCACCAGGGUUUGGUGGAUAGCCUGGAGGCAUUCCAGGAUAUCAAGGAGCUCUAGGCUCUUCUUCAAACUAUGGAGGACUAAUGGGUGGCUAAUUCGGUGCCAUGAUGAAUGCAGAAGGCAAGAAGCAUUGUUUCCUUCACAACCAGCAGCUGAGAUAUUUCUGCGAUUCUUGUGAAGAACUGAUUUGCUAUGAUUGCACAGUAAUGGGGCCUCAUAACACCUAACUCCAUCGUAUUUCAUCUAUGGAGGAGGCAUUCAGAUCCAGAUUUGAUUUGAUUAAUAGAUCCAUUCAUCACUCAGUAGUGCCAAAGAGAGCUCAGCUAAUUGCUCAGAUAGUAAGACUAGAUCAUAGAAUUGAUGAAAUCAAGACAGUCAAGUCAGUAAUUGAGAAGGAUAUUAGAAACGAGUAUGGAGCUAUAAUGGAGAGAUUAAGGAGUAGCGAAGGUGUCAAGAUGGCUGUACUUUAGCAUGAUAUUGCUGAGGUGUAAAAGGAUAUAACGAGGAUUGAUGAGAUCUUAAUGACAAUGGAAGAAAUAGCUAGUGGAAAUGGAUAAAUAACUCCUUAGUAAUAGCAAUAAUUAGCCCCAGAUAUUUUGGCAUUCCUGCAUAAAUAUAGAUAAAUAAAUGAGAACAUUGAGUAUGCAGUUACUAAGCAAUUCAAGGUUGAAAUAGAUGUUUAUCCUAAUGAUUUACCCCGUGAAUUGGCUGAGAGAAGAGUUUUGAUGGAGCAUUACGAGGAAUAGAGAAAACUAUUAAAGUUCAAGGAUGAUGUUAUUUGGAAGUUAUCCCAGGAGUUGAAGAAGAAAUAUGAUUACUUCCAGGAUGAGUUCGAUAAGGAAACUCGCCAUGAAAUGAACGAAUGGGCUAGAUUAGUGGACAGAUAUGCUGGAGAACUUAAAAAAUAUGAACUCGUAUGUUCCUUCUGUGGCCAGCACUUAGCUGACUCUAAUGUAAAUGGAGAGUGCAUUGAGAAUACUAUUGCUAUUGCAUCAGGAGGCAGAAUGGGUUUUACUGCUCCUCCUACUAGAUAAAACUUAUCAGCUACUCCACAGCAGGUACUUGCUCAACCUUCUGAUAGAUCUCAAGUAAUUUACUAUACAGAUGAAGAUCCUCCUGCUGAAGCAUUCGGAACUAAGAGACAUUUCUUCGGAAAGCCAUCACUCAAGGGAUACAAGCAGAAUCCUUUCAGGACUCAGACAGCUGGUCUUUUGAAAGAGGAGGUAAUUCUUCAGAAUUUAGAGGCUGCCGCUGUACUCAAGAAAAUCUACGAGAUGGAUCAUCACAUGAAAAUAGACUUAGACUCUAAAUUCAGAUAGUUCGAUCCCAAUAAUACUGGUAUCAUAAAGAAGAAUGAUUUCAUCAAUGUCAUCUUUGAGAAUGUAAGAAGCAUCUAAGCUAGUGAACUGAUGCAAUUCAUGAACCUAUUCACUACAAGCUUUGAUGAUGUGGUGAAUUAUGACGACUUCUUAAAGGUUCUCUACAAAUUCGGAGACAUGCCCUUCCAGAACCCCAAUGCCUACAUGUCCUAACAGAACUUUAAUCAAGACUAUUCCCCGCAGUAAGAUGGUUUCUUAAGACAGUCUUCUUAACAACCACAUCAAGACUAAGUAUCUGGAAACAUUGAAGUCAUGCAAAAUUUAAGAGAUGCUCUCUUACAUAGACUGCAACCUAAGCAAAAGGAAAUAGUGGAGAGAAUCAGAGGCUAAUUAAGGGAUUAAAAUAUUGAGGAAGUUUUGAGAAAGUUUGCUAGGGACAACAAGGAUCACAUCAAUGAAGACGAAUUACUGAUAGGUAUAAGCAAGAUGAAUGCCAAUGUCUACCUUGCAGACAUCAAGGAAUUAGUUAACUUGCUCAAGAAUGGUAAAGAAGGCUCUAAGAUAUCCAUUGCUGAAACAGUGUAGUUAAUUGCAUAAUGA
Messenger RNA from Stylonychia lemnae, 2166 nucleotides. The record is from the annotation of a GenBank genome assembly. Lineage: Eukaryota; Ciliophora; Spirotrichea; Sporadotrichida; Oxytrichidae.